AUGUCUGGCUUAUGUUGGCUCUGUGUUUCUGCUCAGCUGAGGUCUGCAGGAGCGGCUGUAAUCCAGGAAUUUUUCCCCCGGGUCUCCUCCAUUGCGACGUUGGAUAUUACCGACAACGGCCUCGAUGCAGACUUGCUCACAGUGCUGCCUGCCAUUUCAAGACACCCUUCCCUAAAACACCUUCAUCUGGGCAAGAACUUCAACAUCAAAAACAGGGUUCUGGAUGAAGUCUUGCAGAAGCUGGUUUCACUCAUCCAGGAGGAGGAAUGUGCCCUGCAAUCUCUCUUCCUGGGGGACUCACGGUUGCGCUCCAGGGGAACUGUACUGGUCAAUGCUUUAGGUAGCAACACCUGCCUUAGAAAAGUGGACCUGAGUGGAAAUAACAUGGAUGACAUUGGAGCCAAGAUGCUUAGCAAAGCCCUGCAGAUCAACACAACACUCAGGAGUGUGACAUGGGAUCGCAACAACACCUCUGCUACAGGAUUUCUCGAUGUGGCGAGAGCUCUUGAACAUAAUUUUACCUUGCAGUACAUGCCUCUGCCCAUAAGUGACAUUAGCCAGGCAUAUCGCAGCGCUCCUGAGAAGACAGAGCAAGCCCUCACUAAGAUUCAGCGUGCUCUGGUCAGGAACAACCAAACACAGCGCUUCUCUCAGAGGCAGGCUCUGCGGCUGCACCAGGGCUUGGUCACUAGCACAGCCGAAAAGGUAAUGGAGCGCCUUUGUGUGCGGGUCCAGCAACAGGUGUGUUUGUUACGGAGCGUUGGAGAGAUGGAGGAGAUUCAAGCUGCGAAACUCGUCCUGAAAGAGGCCAGGAACUCUCGAGCUCUCUACCCUUCAUUGUGUGAGCUGGCUCAUGUGCUGUCUGUGGACGGGCCCGUGCGGCAGAGACUGGACUCCCUGGCUGGGGAGCUCGCCAAAGCUGCAGAUAAAGAGCUGCAGGUGAUAUUUGACUCCAUGGUGUCACUCUGCCGCGAGCUCUGUCCUUUAUCAUCUUCUGCAGCAGAGAGAUUAAGUCCUUCGCUCUCAUCUGUCUCAGAGCGAGUGUCCAUCCCUCGCUCUGCCAUCCGCACUGCCCUCAUGGAAAGAGCAGCACAGGAUAUUCACAGAGCUUUGGAAGAAGUAAAGCUGUCUGUGGUUUCCUAUCUCACCAACUCCAUUGUGGACCAAAUCCUGCAAGAGCUCUAUGCUACCCACAAGACCCUGACCAGGCAGGUGUCUCAUCUAAAAUGCUGGGAGGGAACAUGUGAAGAUGGGACUGCGUGGAGUUUUAACAGACACACAGACUCUUUGGAUAUCACAGAUGAAGAGCUCGGCGCCAGCAUUGACACGAUUGCCAUUAAGAAGCACAGCUCCAGAACGAGGAGAAUACGGCCCGUCUCUACUAGGCUGAGCUUAUGUGACGACUCUAGCUCCUCUCCCCCUCCCUCUGUGCCAUCGUACUGCUCACCACUGUCCCACUCUGCAUCCUGGGAGGGUUUGUCAGACCUGCCUACGCAGGGUCUGCCUCUCCAUCAUGUAACGCGAGUUCGUCCAAGGCCUCCUAGAAGACACAGGGGAGUACAUGUCCCCUCUGAGACACAUUGCAGCGAAAAUGGAGAAAUAAGCCCUUUGGAUGAUGGACUCCCAGAUUUUUAUACAAAACGAGUUCUACCAGACAGUCAGCUCUCCUCCCUGCACAAAGCACACUCGCUGAGGAGAAAGAAAAGGAGGAACAUGCUGACAAUCUUCGGUUUCCGUAAGAAGUCUGAAGCAGAGGUCUAUGGAGAUGGGUCUCACACUGUUGUUACUGCAUCCACAGGGACAGCAAUGGAGAAUGUAUACACACUUCUCCAGGCUCCCCGGCCAGCGGCAAGGUCUUCCAGUAAUGGGUCUGAUGGGAAGAUAAAUGAUCAACAAGGAAAAGGUGCUCUUAGUCUGCCACCAGAGCCCAGUAUCCCUCAGCCUGGCGUGGAUGGAGGAAAACACCCCUUAUACUCUCCUAGAGAGAUAUCUGAAAUGGACGCUGUGUUUGAACAGCACGUGGAGACGGACAAAUACUGGGUGGACGACAAACAGAGGACUGAGGUGCUGCAGGCAGAAGCGGACUUGCUGGUGGAGGGCCGGCCUGGCGAUCCACUCCCAGAGACGCAGUGCUUUGGUGACAGGCUACAAGACAUGAACCUUGGAGACCCAAGAACGUCCGACGGGCAGACCGACUGGUACUGGACUGAGAGUAGACAUAUGGAGAGGCAGUGGACUGUUGACAGACACACCCAACGGCAGAUCGACAGAAAAAUAGAGAGACAGUGGAUCGGUGGGAGGCAGAUUGAACGAUCGUGGUCCGAGAACAGGCCCAUGGAGGCCCAGAUUGACAAUCAGUGGAUGGGGAGAAGACACACAGGGAGGACGGUGGACAGACAAGCUCAGAACCUUCCUUUGGCACAAAAGCCGCUGCCUCCGUACCCAUCGGAGAGGACGCCAUUGCCCAAACAGGAGAGGGACCCUUCAAAAAGCACAGAGACAGCAUCGAUAGAGUGGCAUCCACUUGACUCUCAAGGAGACAGGGGAGGCUCCACAGAUGGGUGGAGGGGCAGUGGCAAGGCAGGGAGUGGUGUCUCUGCCAGUAGAAAACCAGACCCCCCACCACAAAGCAGUAAACCCAACGUGUCCCGCCUCCGGCCAAGACAGUGGCGGGAGAACUCAGUCACCCUGCCAGAGGAGGAAGGAGAUGAAGAGAGAGAUGCUGAGAAGAUGGAGCGGAGAGAGAAAAGACGAGACUCAGAGGGUCAGCCUCCUCACAUUCCUGAAAAGCCAAAGACCUCCUCCUAUGUGAGCUUUUCUAAAGAAUCGGCUAAUGACAGAAACUUACCUCCUCAUCCUGUGCUGCCUCCUGCCAACAGGCCCAUCCACGGGCUGCCAGACAGAGCAGCAAGUCAAGGGUACGAAGGACUGAGACCUCAAGCUCCUGUGAAACCACAGAGGAACAGAAAAGCAAUGUCUUGUGAUGCAGGCUCUGAGAGAGAAAGCCCCAAUAACAUUGAGAAGCCCCAAAAUCGCAAACCCCCUGUGAAAAAACCUAGACUACCUCAAAACAGAAAUAAGUCUGUGGAAUUGUCUGACAGCCUCAAUACAGCGUCAGGUCACAGCGAACUGGUGUGAUGGCUAAGAAGAGCGGUAUGUUGCCAUGACAAUGAUGGAGGACACAAGGUGCAGGCCCAAGAAGAAAAGACGACAAACAUCACAAAGCAUCAUCAUAAUCAGUUGCAAACCCCUCAGAUGGCUCCCUCUUUAUUCCAUAUCCUUGCUUGUUUUGUUUUCUUGCCCUCUCACAUGAAAACUUGCUCAUGUCCUUGUGUGGCUGCUGUCUUUUGAACAGUAUUUGCUAUGAUAGAGAAGCAAACAUUUCACUAAACGCCGGGCCUAGUGCUCCAACAUUGUGGCUUUUUAGACAGAAGAUGUGUGUAUGUAUUAGGAUGUGAUUUGUUGAAUUUGCAGUAUAUUUGAUCGCUGAUAGAGUUGACCGCCUUGAUUGACAUUUGAAACGUUAGUUGCUUCUUAUCAAAUGAAACUAAUGAUUUAUAUCUAGUUUUGGUUUCAGGAAAAGGUCAUAUAUUUUAUAGAUUAAAUAAAUUAUGUACGAGCACCCUCAUUGCACCAAUAAUACACAAAUAAAAAGGGUUACAUUCUU
Cyprinodon variegatus (sheepshead minnow) is the source of this 3667-nucleotide messenger RNA. Its product is annotated as leucine-rich repeat-containing protein 16B-like. Gene Ontology annotation, molecular function: protein binding. The transcript has 23 exons. Gene Ontology annotation, biological process: regulation of Arp2/3 complex-mediated actin nucleation; cell migration. Lineage: Eukaryota; Metazoa; Chordata; Actinopteri; Cyprinodontiformes; Cyprinodontidae. Gene Ontology annotation, cellular component: lamellipodium; plasma membrane. The record is from RefSeq and is a predicted model, not a curated record. The coding region runs from base 1 to 3138 and encodes 1045 amino acids.